Messenger RNA from Exophiala bonariae, 597 nucleotides. RefSeq lists its product as uncharacterized. The transcript has a single exon. The record is from RefSeq and is a predicted model, not a curated record. Lineage: Eukaryota; Fungi; Ascomycota; Eurotiomycetes; Chaetothyriales; Herpotrichiellaceae. The coding region runs from base 1 to 597 and encodes 198 amino acids.
AUGUCUUCUCACUGCAGAACCAAAGUGGCCAUUCUCAAGGGUCUUCGACCUAUGCUCUCAACACAGGCCCAGGUCACCGCCACACAGAAACUUCUCUCAUGUGCCUGUACACAGGAUUGCAUAUACUGUGAUAUCUGGAAGCUCGCAACUUUGAUCGCAUCACACACUGGUCUUGCCACACGAUACAAUUUGUCCACAGGCACUCCUUUGAACAGCCCACAUUCAUCACGACCAUCAUCUCCAGUGGCAUCCAGUCCAGUCUCUGUCGACUCAUCAACACCUUACGCCUACAUCAUCUCCGCCAGCAAGAAAAUCGAAGCACAAUUCCAAACUCAACGAUCAAGACUUUCAUCCAUUCUAAGCAUCUGCACUGUGAGUGGAGCUGAUGAGACUGAGGGUCUUCGCAUGGCUCAUGACCGAUGCUCCGCCGCCAUCGAGGAUCUCCUUGACCAAGAAGAAGAACUCGAAGAAGAGCUCCUGAAGGAUAUCCAGGAGAUGCAAUAUGUGCAUGAGUACGAGACAGGCUAUGGUUCUCAGUACGGCUCCUUCAACUAUCGGGAAGAAAGGCGACCUAGCAUGGUGCAUGUGGCCAUCUAA